Drosophila gunungcola (fruit fly) is the source of this 7133-nucleotide messenger RNA. RefSeq names its product heterogeneous nuclear ribonucleoprotein R (gene Syp). The record is from RefSeq and is a predicted model, not a curated record. The coding region runs from base 246 to 2516 and encodes 756 amino acids. The transcript is spliced from 13 exons. Gene Ontology annotation, cellular component: ribonucleoprotein complex; nucleus. Lineage: Eukaryota; Metazoa; Arthropoda; Insecta; Diptera; Drosophilidae. Gene Ontology annotation, molecular function: mRNA binding.
GGUCUCACAAAUUUAUUUCUAUUCAGUCGUGAAAAUUUUUAGCCGUCUUUCGAAUCGUUUCGGAACAACUACCUUUCUGACUGUUGAUUAACAUUCGAAAAAGAAAAAGACAAAGAAAAGAAAAAACGCAUAGAUAAUUAAAUUCUGAAAUUAUAACAACACACAUUAAUUGCAAGCGAAAUUCCAAGUCACCGAAGGAAAUUUAAAAAUUGUUUAAUUGUUGUUGAACGCGUGUGAUUUCCAAAAUGGAGCCCGACGUUCAGAUGGAUGCAGGGGGUGGCGAGUCCCCGAUCCUCACGCUUCGCAAGGCCCGCUCUGCGAUAACGAUUCUUAGCCCAAUGGCCAAUUCCAGCAAAAUGGCGGAGGGUAAUGGCGAACUAUUAGAUGACAUUAAUCAGAAAGCCGAUGACCGUGGCGAUGGCGAGCGUACAGAAGACUAUCCCAAGCUGCUGGAAUACGGUCUGGACAAGAAAGUCGCCGGCAAACUGGAUGAAAUCUACAAAACCGGCAAGUUGGCUCACGCCGAGCUGGACGAGCGCGCCCUGGACGCGCUCAAGGAGUUCCCCGUCGAUGGUGCCUUGAAUGUGCUGGGUCAGUUCCUCGAAUCGAACCUGGAGCACGUGUCGAACAAGUCCGCCUACCUAUGUGGCGUGAUGAAGACGUACCGCCAGAAGAGUCGAGCCAGCCAACAGGGCGCGGCUGCGCCUGCCGCUGCCGUUCAGGUCAAAGGUCCCGACGAGGACAAGAUCAAGAAGAUCCUCGAGCGCACCGGCUACGCAUUAGAUGUGACGACAGGCCAGAGAAAAUACGGCGGACCGCCACCGGAUUGGGAGGGAAAUGUUCCGGGAAAUGGUUGCGAAGUUUUCUGCGGCAAGAUACCCAAGGACAUGUACGAGGACGAACUGAUUCCGCUCUUCGAGAACUGUGGCACAAUCUGGGACCUACGCCUCAUGAUGGACCCAAUGACGGGCACAAAUCGUGGUUAUGCAUUUGUCACAUUCACAAAUCGCGAAGCGGCCGUCAAUGCAGUGCGACAGCUAAAUGAUUUUGAAAUUCGGAAAGGCAAAAAGAUUGGUGUUACGAUAUCAUUUAACAAUCACCGGCUAUUUGUCGGCAAUAUACCUAAGAAUAGAGAUCGCGACGAAUUAAUUGAGGAAUUUUCAAAACAUGCACCCGGCCUUUACGAGGUAAUCAUAUACAGUUCGCCAGAUGAUAAGAAAAAGAAUCGUGGCUUCUGUUUUCUCGAAUACGAGUCACACAAGGCGGCAUCUUUGGCCAAACGAAGACUUGGCACAGGUAGAAUUAAGGUAUGGGGAUGUGAUAUAAUAGUCGACUGGGCCGAUCCACAGGAGGAGCCGGAUGAACAAACUAUGUCCAAGGUUAAAGUUCUUUAUGUGCGAAAUCUAACCCAGGACGUCUCAGAGGAUAAGCUGAAGGAGCAAUUUGAGCAAUAUGGAAAGGUGGAACGCGUUAAGAAAAUAAAAGACUAUGCCUUUAUACACUUUGAGGAUCGUGAUAGCGCCGUCGAAGCUAUGCGUGGCCUUAAUGGCAAGGAGAUCGGCGCCUCGAAUAUUGAGGUCUCUCUAGCCAAACCUCCCUCGGACAAAAAGAAAAAGGAGGAAAUUCUGCGGGCUCGUGAGCGCCGUAUGAUGCAAAUGAUGCAAGCGCGUCCCGGGAUCGUGGGAUUUGAAACCUUGUCUCCAUACAGAAAUCUGUCGCCGACACAUCCCAGCAUGAUGUCCUUGACGCCCAUGCGCCUGCAAGGGGCGCGCAUGCCGCUGCGUACGCCGAUACCUCGCGAAUACGAAUACGAUUACGACUAUUUCGGUUUCUCGGACUACCACCCCAGUUCUUAUGGCGUCAACGAGUCGUUCUACGACGAGCUGUACCGCUCGUACGAUGGGGACUACAACUACUAUGAUUUCCAGAGCGGUGCUUGCGGCGGGGGCGGUAAUAUGACCGGCGGUCCGGUGGUUCCGCUGCCAAACGGCGGCUCCGCCCAGAAUUCACCGCUGGCCAGUGGUCAGCGAUCGGCCAGAUCCUCAGCAAGUGGUCCCAGCGGUUCGACGAGCUUUGUGGGAGUUGGUCGUGGGCCUGGAAUCACAGUGCCGCGUGGCAGAGUCGUUGGCCAACGUGGCAGCAUCAGUCGUCUGGGGGCCCAAACAGCGCCACAGGCGGCGGCAGCGGCAGCGGCGGCGGGACAGGCGGCGGCGGCGGUAGCUCAGCGGGGGGCCACCGGUCAGGGGGCGCCGGCAGCAACCGGGGGGGUCCGUGGGGUGGUGCCAACGCGUCCCAGCGCUCGUGGCACCCAGCACGUCAAGCCGCUACAAAAUUUACCAGUAGUCGGUAAACGUAAGUUCGAUGGAGGUCACCAAAAUCCGGCAGAUGUUAAGCGACGUUACCCGAGCGGUUUAAUAGGAAAUGGCGGCAGUUGGGGCAGUUUACCGCUACCACAGCAACCUUUAGGCACCAAUGGUGAACAGUGGUACAUGGAUACGUUUUCGGCAUGGAGUUAAAACCACACAGCAACAGCAACCACAACAACAACAACAACCCGAAUUGAAAUCAGUUAAAAGCAUCAUUAACAACAACAGCAGCAACACAAGGAAGUUACAACCACAAAUAAUCAUUUUCUCCAAGCAACAUCCUGGAGAAAAAAACCUUCGCGUCAUAGUAAACACAAAAAAAAAAAUAAACAAAAACAUAAAACAAAAAUAGCAACCAUUCUUAACAAGCAAUAAAUUUAAUUUCAACAAACUAUAUAAAGUAUAAGAAAUACAAUUAGCCACAAUUCAAAAGCAUUGUUUAGAGACUCGUUUCGAUCUUAGUUCUUUUGCUAUGAACGCCGUAGAUUGCGUCCUCUAAAUAACUACAUAUAAUAACAAAUCAAGAAAUCAGCAAUAGCAGCAACAAAUAUGUCGAGUAGAGUAUAUGUAUUGUAUGUAAUCACUUUAAAAAUAGCCUUUGCAGCGACAGCAUUUUAAACGAAGAGUUUUCAUUUAGCGAAACAAGUUUAGCAGAUUUUCCCAAACCAAUUUUAAAAAGCAUCAGCCUCAAAACUUAGAUAAACCAAAGUCAAAUCGUUUUAAAGUUCACAAAAAGUAUAAGAAAAAUUUGUCUCAUAGCGUUUUUAACUCGAAAUUGCAACAAUAAUUGAGCAUAUAUAGCAAAACGAAUAUGAAAAAAAAAAAAAAUAUAUGAAAUAUAUUUAUCUAUAACUAUAUAGAGAGAGCAGUCUAAGCCCAUACAGAUUGAUUUUAAAUCUUAAGCAGCAUGUAGCACCCCUUUUAUACAUUGAAAAAGCGUAAGCAACCAAAUUCAAAAUCAUUUUACAAUAUUUACAUGGGCAUCGGAAAAUUUACAUUUUAGACAGGCAAUUUCUUCUUUUGUAUAUAGCCAAUGGAAAGUUGGCAAGCGCUGAAGCUAGUAAUAUGGGAAACCCAGACAUAUAUACACGAGAUCAAGCUCAGAUGAAUUGAAAAACUGUUUAAUAUUCUAAGAACACCAAGAAACACAAUUCAAAUUGAAAAGCAAAGCUUAGUGAAGAAACAUUGACUGACAAAAAUAAAGAAAACAAAAAACAAAUUAUUAAUUAGAUCGAAUGAGUUGAUAUGAGAACGAUAAGCAAAUACAAAAAUUAAAACGCAGCCAGCAUUAUUAUAUAAUGCGACUGGCGACGGCAACUGGCAAGACUUUCUGCAAAAAUUUGAAAACAAACUAUUUUUUAACGACGUAAGUUUUAGGCAACUUCAAAUCAAUUAUCUGUCAGAAGUAAAAAACAAAAUAUGUAGAGCUAAGUAAUUGCACACAUACAAAACUACACUUAAAACUCACUGAUAAUACUGAUAAGCAGAUUAAAAUCGCAAAUCAACAAGAAAUUUGACAAGUGUCUGCAAAUCGAAGCAACGAAUUAGGAAGAAAACGUAUAGACGCGGAGACAACACAUCACAAACAGUAAAAGUAAUGAACCUAAUAAUAAAAUUGAUUAUAAAUUUUAAUACCCAUAACGCAUACUUAAUAUUAACACUUGUAACGAGUACGAUAAACAAUCAAAUCGUGCUUAAUUUUGGAAAAAAAAACCAAGCCAACAAAACUAUAAAAUCAAUUAGCCAACGGUCAAGUGCGUAUUAGCAGCAAUCCUAAACCAUUCAAAGCUAAUAAAUUCUAUUUAAAAUCCACUAAUCUUAUAACGAAUUCAGAUUAAAGUCUUUUCCCACUUUCCUUUACUCAUCUAUUACUGCUACGCACACAGAUAAUACGGAAGAGAACACAGCCCUAAGCUAAAAUAAUAAAAAUACCAAGUUGACUUGCGAAAACUUAACUAACUCCAUGCCUAUAAAAAAGAAACGCCACACACGUGUCAAAAUACGUAUAUGUAGGGAAAAUUUAUGAAACAAAAACUUGCCCGUUUACUUUCUGUUUCGAAAAAUUUCAAGAAAAAAGUGUUUUGGUUGAACAAGAAUUCUGCCGUUUACGUUUCCGCUAUUGCUAGAUCUCAAGUAAAGCAAAAAGUUAAUUAAUAUAUAUAAAUGUAUAAAACAAAAAUAUAUAAAUUAGUUUUAAACUAACGAAAGAAUACUUCCAAUUUUGAACUCAAGUAUAAAGCAAAAUACAAACUGUUGGCAGUUAAUGAAGGACGCGUGUGUUUUAAAACGUAUCUAUGAACAUUGUUCAGCAUAAGCCUAAAAACAAUAACUUUUUUAAAUUUAAAAAUACACAUACACAGACACACACCAAGCAGUUGCCUAAAGUAAAAAAAAAAAACAAACAAAUAAUGAAUACAUGAAUUAAAACUUGCGCAAAAUUUGCAAACCAGCAAAGAACUUUAAAUACAUAAUAUUAGCCACAAACAAUAAGAGAAUAUAUACAACAAAUUCUAAAUGACCAUAGUUAAGCUUAAAUUUAGUAACACUCACAUACACACACACACAUAUAUACACAUAAUUAUUAAAAUAAAGUAAACUGUCGUUGUAGGGGAUGAGAAGUGUGCGCCAUUUUCUAACUACAAUAACAAGAGAAAAAAAUUACUAAAAUAUUUACCCAAUUUUUAUUUUUGAUAAGUUUUCCUAUGAAUUUUCUUAAACAUUUUACUUUUUUAUUGAGAGAGCAUUUUAUGCAAUUGCAAUUGAUUGUUGCCUUCGAAAAAGAAAGGGAGAAAUAAUUUUAAAACUUUAAUCAUUUUUUCUUUAAACACACACAAACACAACAAAUAAAUUAAUUUUAUAAGAAAGUGAAUUAAAUGAAAUUCUAUAACGCCGCGUCUUUUUGCAUGCAAAAUUUUCGAUUUUUCGCCCUAGAAAUUUCCACAUUUGGUGACUUAAAACCUUUGAACCCAAUUCAAAUUGCAAAUAUAUAAAUAUAAUUAAUUUUAACAAUUUGUUUAAUUCGAUAAAUGUACUGAUUUUAUAUUGUUUUAAAUUUGUAAUUUAAUUUGUAAGUUUUUAUUGUUAAUGUGUUUUUUCUAUUGUAAACUAAAACUAAACUAAAUCUAUAAUCCAAUUGGCAAAUUGUUACACAAUUCGUUUAAGUUUACUGAUUUCGUCGAUUCAAAAAUUGAGAAUGAAAUUUUUACAAAAAAUAUGUGCCGUUAUCUAUAAACCAUUUCUUUGGAAGCCUAAUAAUUUCCCGCAACCCCACUCCCCCCUAAACCUUUACCCCUCAACACCCUUAAUUGUGUUAAAUAUUGUAAUUUGUAAUUUUUGUUUUAAUUUUUCGGGAAAGCAAAAACGUUUGGCAAAAUUAGUUUUUAAUUUGAAUAUUUAGUUUUGUUUGUGCGCUUAAGUUUUCAAUAGUAUGUUAUAUAUAUUAAACUAUGAAUAUUAAUUUUUAGCAAAAUAUUUUUACGACCUAACAUAAAUCACUAAUGUUAAAUACUUAAAGAACUAAUUUGUUUAGCUGUUUAAUUGGUUUAAAAUUUUUCUGUAUUGUGAAGAGGAGCGCAAACAAAAUUUUUCUUUGAUCUAUUAACAAUAACAAUAACUGUAUACGUGUGUAAAUUUCAACCUUCAACAAAAGCAACACAAUACUGAAAAUAAAAUAGAAAUAAAGUCGAAAGGAAUCAUGAAAGAAAGCAAAGUGGACAACAAAAUUGCAAACUGCGCAUGGAAACUGAGCGAAAAAAAUGAAAAACUUUACAUGAAUUGUGAUGAUGCAAAGGCAAGAUUUAAUCAUAAUUACUAAAUCUAUAUACAAUAAAUAUAUAUCUUUCUCUAUAAAUAUAUAUAUUUGAGUAUAUAAUGUAAAUGUAGGCGUAGGAGUGUAUAAUCUAACUUUACUUUUAAACAGACUGCGUACGUAUUAAAAAUUUUUAAAAUUAAUUUGUGUAAAAUGUUUUAAGUUUUGAAAAAUUGGCAAAUAAAGAAAACAAUAAAAAUUAAUAAAUCAAAAACAUGAUCGUAUUGUAAAUUGAAAUAUACAACCUAUUUCGACCUAUUCCAAAUUAUCUUUUCAAACCUUUUCAGCAAUCAAAAAGCUUUUUAUGUAUAUUUCAAGAAUCGGCUUAAAGCAAGCGCAACUGUUUAUAAAGAAAAUUGAAGGACAUUGGCAGUGGAUGCAAGGAUCUGAGAGCUUUGGAAAGUUUCCAAGAUUGUUUCUUCUUAAACACACAAAAAACAUGAAUUGUAUGAGGACAAUAUCUAUUUCAAACAUACACACACGUUAGGAUUAGCUUCUCUUAGACCAUUCUUGUUUAAUUUUUAAAUUUAUAGUUUGUGUGUGUUUUCUUUACUUUUUUUUUAAUUACAUUUAUAACAAUUUAUACUUGAUUGAUUAAAACUCUUUUAUAAACUACCUAUUGAUAUACAUCACAAAACAUUUGCAUACAUACCACACGUAUGAAAGGGAUUCAUAAACCGUGAACGUAACGUCGCCAAUUAUUACGAUAUAAAAAAAAACAAAUGGAAAUUAAAUAAUAAAAACAAUUAGAAUUCAUCGUAGAGGAAGGCCGAAUGUGAGAAAAAUGGGGAAAACAACUUUUACGUCUUAAUAAACAAUUAUUGUUAACGAAGAAAAUAAAAGUGAGAAAAGAAGCAUAUUGUACUAAAAUAUUUGAUAUACAUACAUUUGUUAUUAUUUGUAAUACGAAAAUUAAAUAAAAUUGCAUCCAGAUAAUAAAAAAUGAAAUAAAUAAAGAA